This is a messenger RNA of Scylla paramamosain (green mud crab), 1728 nucleotides long. Its product is annotated as probable tubulin polyglutamylase TTLL2. The coding region runs from base 64 to 1677 and encodes 537 amino acids. Gene Ontology annotation, molecular function: tubulin-glutamic acid ligase activity; tubulin binding. The record is from RefSeq and is a predicted model, not a curated record. NCBI's taxonomy places the organism in Eukaryota, Metazoa, Arthropoda, Malacostraca, Decapoda, Portunidae. Gene Ontology annotation, cellular component: cilium. Gene Ontology annotation, biological process: microtubule cytoskeleton organization; protein polyglutamylation. The transcript has 8 exons.
UGUGCAUGGAGCGCGGGGUGGCGUGUGUGGGAGGGAGGGGAGGAGUGGGUGGAGUCCUGGCACAUGUGGUGGCGCCAUGCCUUCGCCCCGCACGUCUACAGGAAGCUCAGGCCCCACCAGGUAGUGAACCACAUACCUCGAGCUAACGGCCUCUGCAGGAAGGACAGCCUGGCGAGGGCACUGCAGAAGAUGAGACAUGUUUAUGGAGCUGUGUACGACUUUAUCCCAGCCACAUACCUGUUACCUUGUGAAUAUACUAAAUUAGUAGCUGAGUACACAAGAUUGACCUACCAGAACAAGACUACUACUACUACUACUACUACUACUACUACUACCACCACCACCACCACUACGACUAAUAGCAGUGGUGGUGCUGGUGGUGGUGGUGGUAGCAGUGGUGGUUCUCCAGGCCUACCACCCGCUACAGAGGCCCACCCCCCUACCCCACACAAUAUCUGGAUUUGCAAGCCUAUAAGCAGUUCACAAGGCAGAGGCAUAUCGAUUUUUCAGGACCUGCAUGAACUGAGUUACGCAUCGAGUGCAGUGGCCCAGCGGUACAUUGGCAACCCUCUACUGGUGGGUGAAUACAAAUGUGACAUCAGACUGUACGUUAUGGUCACCUCCUUCCUCCCCCUGACUGUCUACAUGUACACCGAAGGAAUCGUCAGAUUCGGGACUGAAAAAUAUAGCCUUGGUUCUCUCGACAACGUGUACAGCCACCUGACUAACACGUCACUGAACAGACUCGGCCCCAGCUACAGGAAAGAGAAGGACAGGGUUGGCGAGGGCUGUAAAUGGACCAUAGGAGAGCUGCGGCGUCACUUGAGGGGCUGCGGCAAGAGUGACUGGCUGUUGUGGCAGAGGGUGUGGGUGCUGGUGUGCCUAACCUUACUAACUCAAGUUGGAUUAGUGCCUCAUCACCACAAUUGCUUCGAACUGUAUGGAUUUGAUAUUCUGAUAGACGAGGGCCUCAGACCGUGGCUACUGGAGGUCAACAGGUCACCGUCGCUGACCCACGACUGCCACGUGGACCGAAUAGUGAAAAAACCAUUACUCCACCACCUCUUUGAUUUAGUGGGUCCACCAAGGGUACCAGAACCUCUCGCGCGACCCUUGAGAACCCCAUUCCUUCUGUUGCUCGCCAGACGUCACACACAGUCACCCUUCACAGCAGCCCUGCACCUGAAUCACUACAGGAGGGUGUUGCAUUGCGAUAGGGAGGAAAGCAGAAGUGUGGCUAGCAGGAGGAGCCAUGGGACGCCCUCAACAACAAGCAACAGUAGCAGUAGAAGCUUCAGAAAAGGAGGGAAGGUCGAGGAAAGAGGAAAAUCAAAUGGAGUCUUGCCACCAAACACCGGGAGGCGGUCGGGAAACAGCCGCGCUUGCAAGGGAAUUUCGGGGCUAUCUAGGCGCGAUGGCCGUGACGGGGGUGAUGGGAAGUGGCCAGCGAGGUGCGGGGAAUGGGUCAGAGUUUACCCAUUUAACGCCGCUACUCUACACGCAGGGAGAGAUGCGGCUUACUUGAAAUCUGGUGUCGCAGAGUUGACGAAAUUUAGAAAAGGGUGUGAAAAGGCUGCCCGCGCGCACUCUCUCGCUGCCACGCCCACCCCCACGCUGGACAGGGCUGUGAGGGGCAGUCUGUGGAGGGACACCGUGCUCUGGUGUCCGCCGUCGUAAAGGGAACGCCUAAAUAGGUGCAGAUCGUGUCUUGUUCUUGUCUGUUAUUGU